AUGGUAUUUCAAGAACUAAGUUAUGAUCAGGAUAGGAGUAGACACAAUAAUAGUCACUCGCCAGGCCAAAAUCAGGAAACAACAGAAAUGAAAUCUAAACACGUCUCGUUCAAGCCAUCUAGAGACUUUCAUACAAAUGAUUACUCGAACAACUACAUCCAUGGAAAUUCUCUACCACAACAGCACGUUACGAAUAUUGAGAAUAGAGUUGAUGGUUAUCCAAAACUUCAGAAGUUAUUUCAGGCAAAGGCUAAACAAAUCAAUCAAUUCGCCACUACGCCCUUUGGUUGUAAGAUAGGAAUAGACUCCAUUGUACCAACGUUGAACCAUUGGAUACAAAAUGAAAACUUGACAUUUGAUGUAGUGAUGAUUGGCUGCUUAACAGAAAACCAGUUUAUUUACCCAAUCUUAACCCAAUUACCUUUGGAUAAAUUAAUUUCUAAACCAGGAUUUCUCUUCAUUUGGGCUAACUCUCAGAAAAUCAAUGAACUUACUAAACUCUUGAAUAACGAAAUAUGGGCUAAGAAGUUUAGAAGGAGCGAGGAGUUGGUUUUUGUCCCUAUAGACAAGAAAUCACCAUUUUAUCCAGGUUUAGACCAAGACGAUGAAACGCUGAUGGAGAAAAUGCAAUGGCAUUGUUGGAUGUGUAUCACAGGUACAGUAAGAAGGUCUACAGAUGGGCAUUUGAUUCAUUGCAACGUAGAUACUGAUCUAAGCAUUGAGACGAAGGGUACUACCAAUGGUGCUGUACCAUCACACCUCUAUCGUAUUGCCGAAAACUUCUCCACCGCUACUAGACGGUUACAUAUCAUCCCCGCAAGAACUGGUUACGAAACACCUGUUAAAGUGAGGCCUGGUUGGGUCAUAGUGAGCCCAGAUGUUAUGUUGGAUAACUUUUCACCUAAGAGAUAUAAAGAGGAAAUCGCUAACCUAGGUUCCAAUAUUCCUUUGAAAAAUGAAAUUGAAUUGCUAAGACCAAGAAGCCCAGUACAAAAAGUACAAUAA
This is a messenger RNA of Saccharomyces mikatae IFO 1815, 1005 nucleotides long. RefSeq names its product Kar4p (gene KAR4). Gene Ontology annotation, cellular component: RNA N6-methyladenosine methyltransferase complex; nucleus. Bases 1 to 1005 code for a protein of 334 amino acids. The transcript has a single exon. Gene Ontology annotation, molecular function: mRNA binding. The record is from RefSeq and is a predicted model, not a curated record. Lineage: Eukaryota; Fungi; Ascomycota; Saccharomycetes; Saccharomycetales; Saccharomycetaceae.